This is a messenger RNA of Symbiodinium sp. CCMP2592, 1152 nucleotides long. The record is from the annotation of a GenBank genome assembly. Lineage: Eukaryota; Dinophyceae; Suessiales; Symbiodiniaceae.
AUGUAUCUCGAAGAUCAAUCUCAAGCUGAUCGCUUCUACAAAUCUUCGACCCGCUCUUCACUCAAGAACCAACAAGGAGGUGUCAGCUUCAUUGCCUGGUAUCUUCAUCCGCAAGUCUUAUCGGGUGAGUACACAAAUCCACCCCUGCAUGAUAUGAACUGCUUCCGAACCACGAAGGGCAUAAUCAAUUUCAUCCGCAGCAGAAAGAGUUGCGCAAAGCACUCAAUGAAGCCGAUGAGACAGCUGGAUGGACGGUACCUCGCGACGAUCUUGGAUUUGCAUAUGAAAGACUUGCAUUGGCUGAGGGAAUUGCGCCGCGAUAUUAAACAGCACAUGCAGGACAAAUUUGGCUACGAGACGCAGAAUGACAGCUUGCAAAUGUACUUUCAUUUUCCGUAUGAAGAGAGCAGGACGACAUUGCACCUCCACAUCCGGCUGAACCAGGAAAUGCUGCCGGUAGCGAAACUGAAGGCCAUCCAGCUGGAAGACGAGGUCGACGAGCACAAAAGCAAGCUGGUGGAAGGCUACUUCAUCCAGAAUAUCAACAUGUCAAGUCAUCCAUCGUCAUGGCCUAAGGCAGGAGUUAGUGAUGCUGAGAUGCAGCACCAGUUACAAAACCUCGGAGACGAUGCAGUGCCACAUCAAAUUCGGGUACACCAGCAAGCCAGUGCAAGCCAGCUGGCUCGUGAUGAUUUAAGACAAAGGCUCCACAAGCAACUAGAGAUUAACAAGCCUGGCUAUAUUGAGGCAAAGGAUGUUUCCGUAUGUACCAAAAUCCAAUGGCGCCCUUUGUGCUACACGUUCGAGGCGGAGACUACGGUCAUCGACGAGCUGUUCCAGUCGAAGAUUGCUGAUCUAAAGGGAGCUAAAGCGCUACAGAAGCAUCACCCUAGCAAGGAGGAAUUGGCUACAAGUGAUAGUCGUUUCGACCGCAGCGAAACUGGAGACACUUUGUACUUGUUCUAUGCGAUGAAGAGCUGCACCAUCAACGGUCGUACUUCCGUGGCUUUGAUGUACAUGGAGUGCGAUUUCCGGAUCUGGCCAGCAGAAGCUUCCGCUGAUCCAAAAGGGGUCACGCCUGCAUCCCUGGAGCGUUAUGCUGCAGGACUUCGCUACCGUGCUGCGGAGAACUGUUUAGCAGUUCUUUCCUAG